This is a messenger RNA of Castor canadensis (American beaver), 3008 nucleotides long. RefSeq names its product zinc finger protein 384 (gene Znf384). Gene Ontology annotation, cellular component: nucleus; nucleoplasm. NCBI's taxonomy places the organism in Eukaryota, Metazoa, Chordata, Mammalia, Rodentia, Castoridae. The record is from RefSeq and is a predicted model, not a curated record. Gene Ontology annotation, biological process: regulation of transcription by RNA polymerase II. Gene Ontology annotation, molecular function: DNA-binding transcription activator activity, RNA polymerase II-specific; DNA-binding transcription repressor activity, RNA polymerase II-specific; RNA polymerase II cis-regulatory region sequence-specific DNA binding.
GGGGCCACCCACUGCCUCGCGCCCCCGCCCUGCCGGGUGUCUCGCGCGCAUUCCGUGCGUGUGAGUGUGUGGGUCUGUCUCGCGCCUAAGGUGCGUGCCCGCGCGCUCCGCCUCGCGCUCUACCCCUCCCUCGCCCCUCCUGGUCCUCCCACCCGACUCGGCUCCCUCCUUUCCCAGAAAACGCCGCCCCUCCCGCGUGCUGGCUCAGGCUCUGGCACCGCCGCAGCCGUCGCCGCCGGAAAGUUCAAGAGCCCUGGAAAGGAGAAGGAAUAAGACACCAGGAGGAAGAGAGAGAGAGGAAUGGAAGAAUCUCACUUCAAUUCUAACCCAUACUUCUGGCCUUCUAUCCCUACAGUCUCAGGUCAGAUUGAGAACACAAUGUUCAUCAACAAGAUGAAAGAUCAACUGUUGCCAGAGAAGGGCUGUGGACUGGCUCCACCUCACUACCCCACCUUGUUGACAGUACCUGCCUCAGUGUCCCUGCCCUCAGGCAUCAGCAUGGACACAGAGUCCAAGUCAGACCAGUUGACCCCACACAGCCAGGCAUCUGUUACACAGAAUAUCACAGUGGUCCCCGUGCCAUCUACAGGACUGAUGACUGCUGGAGUCUCCUGUUCUCAGAGGUGGAGAAGAGAAGGGAGUCAAUCAAGGGGUCCUGGUUUGGUAAUCACAUCCCCCUCAGGCUCUCUUGUGACCACAGCCUCAUCAGCUCAGACCUUCCCCAUUUCGGCUCCCAUGAUUGUCUCAGCUCUUCCCCCUGGCUCACAAGCCCUGCAGGUGGUCCCUGACCUCUCCAAGAAGGUAGCUUCAACCCUAACUGAGGAAGGAGGUGGAGGUGGUGGUGGAGGUGGCAGUGUGGCUCCUAAGCCUCCACGGGGCCGCAAGAAGAAGCGGAUCCUGGAAUCAGGACUGCCCGAGAUGAAUGACCCCUAUGUCCUCGCCCCUGAGGAUGACGAUGACCACCAGAAAGACGGCAAGACCUACAGGAGCGAAGGGAACUGCGGCACAGGAAAUGGACAGAGCCUUGGGCUCAUGGAUUCAGUUCCCGGCUCCACCACGAACUUGCUGUGUGACCCUGGGUGCAGGAUGUGCUCGCUGACCUUCUACUCAAAGUCGGAGAUGCAGAUCCACUCCAAGUCACACACGGAGACCAAGCCCCACAAGUGCCCGCAUUGCUCCAAGACCUUUGCCAACAGCUCCUACCUGGCCCAGCACAUCCGUAUCCACUCAGGGGCCAAGCCCUACAGUUGUAACUUCUGUGAGAAAUCCUUCCGCCAGCUCUCCCACCUUCAGCAGCACACCCGGAUCCACUCCAAGAUGCACACGGAGACCAUCAAGCCCCACAAGUGCCCGCACUGCUCCAAGACCUUCGCCAACACCUCCUACCUGGCCCAGCACCUCCGUAUCCACUCGGGGGCCAAGCCCUACAACUGUUCCUACUGCCAGAAGGCCUUCCGCCAGCUCUCCCACCUCCAGCAGCACACACGAAUCCACACUGGUGACAGACCGUACAAAUGUGCACACCCGGGCUGUGAGAAGGCCUUCACACAACUCUCCAAUCUGCAGUCACACAGACGGCAGCACAACAAAGAUAAACCCUUCAAGUGCCACAACUGUCAUCGGGCGUACACAGACGCAGCCUCACUGGAGGUGCACCUAUCUACGCAUACGGUGAAGCAUGCCAAGGUGUACACCUGUACUAUCUGUAGUCGGGCGUAUACAUCGGAAACAUACCUUAUGAAACAUAUGCGCAAACAUAACCCUCCUGAUCUCCAGCAACAAGUGCAGGCAGCAGCAGCAGCAGCAGCAGUGGCCCAGGCUCAGGCUCAGGCCCAGGCCCAGGCCCAGGCCUCCCAGGCAUCACAACAGCAACAGCAGCAGCAGCAACAGCAGCAGCCGCCACAGCCACCACACUUCCCAUCUCCUGGGGCAGCUCCCCCGGGUGGGGGGAGUGGAGACAGCAACCCCAACCCUCCACCCCAGUGUUCCUUUGACCUGACACCCUAUAAGACAGCGGAGCAUCAUAAGGACAUCUGCCUCACUGUCACCACCAGCACCAUCCAGGUGGAGCACCUAGCCAGCUCUUAGAGAUCCAUGCUGCCACCCACUGGGAAGAGGUGAAAGAAGUUCUGGUCCCUUCUUUCUCCAACUCUCUUGGUGGGAAAAGUUCUAUUCUUUGACAAGCCUUGGCUCCAUUUCCUUGGGCCUCAGACACGGCUUUCCUUCACAAGAUGCCAUCCUUAUUCUCAACUGUUCUUCAAAAGGAAGAUUGGCAAAGGAAUCCUGAGCUGAUGGUAUCAUCCAGCAGACCCCUUUCAAGCAAAGCUUUUUAAAAUGGGGGUUGGUGCUCAAGUGAAGGAUCUGCUGUGACCUCGCAGAAACUGGUCCAGUGUGGGCACUUACCUCUCCUUUCCUUCCUCUUCUUCAGAGUUGGGGCUGAUAGAAGACUAGAGGCUGGCCCUCCCAAAUAACAGAAAGAAGGGAGCCCUUAAAAAAACCAGCCUCCCGUUCUCUGCUUGCCUGCAAAAGAACAGGUUUCUCAAAUGCCCCACACCCUGAGAGCCAUUUUCUUACCCUACAUGGUCUCAAUUUCACUUCCCACCUAGCUCUGGUAGAGGGAGUUUGGGUGGGGAUUAGACCUCCUUUUUUAUUUGAUAAGGGGAUAGGGGCUGAGAUGUGGUCCCCAAGGGGCCAGAAAUUCCCCAUGUGGCCAAGGGUAGCUUAAAAGUGUGGGUUACGAUUUUCCUUGGAGUCUCCCUCCCUCUUCUCUGCCAAUCAAGGACCUAUACUCUCAAGUCUUCCCCACCCCAACCCCAAGUUGCUGUGGGAGCUGUGUUCUCUGUGAAACCCCAAAACAAGGGUGUUGCAGAGAAGGGAGAGUUCAGGGCACACACGAGGACCAGACUUAGCUCCCUAGGUGCCACGGUCAGAUGCCGGACAUGGAUUUAUAUAUAAAUAUAUAUAUAUAAAUAUAUAUAUAUAUACCCACUCAUCACGGCCAUCUUUGU